Nicotiana tabacum (common tobacco) is the source of this 783-nucleotide messenger RNA. Lineage: Eukaryota; Viridiplantae; Streptophyta; Magnoliopsida; Solanales; Solanaceae. The record is from RefSeq and is a predicted model, not a curated record.
UUAAUGAAGCACCGAAUUCGAUUAUUACAAUUAAGACCAAUUUUCCUCCUGUACCAUAGAUCAAUAUUACUAUAGUGAGUAUUACUUUUACCUAUAAAUAUAUCUAAUAUUAAUAACUUUUUGUACAGAUUCUUACUAUUCUUGGAAUCACAUAAAAAAAACCUUUUAAUCAAAUUCCGCAUAUUUUGUCUGUGGUUAACCAUCAAAUUUUCAACCAUUUUGAACUGGGACUUUAAUAAAAAUUCAAAUUUUGGGGUUUUGGGUUUUGAGAAUGUUCAACGGCAUGAUGGAUCCUGAAUUGAUCAGAAUGGCUCAAGAAUAGAUGAAUCGAAUGUCUCCAGCUGAGUUUGCUCGGAUUCAGCAACAGAUGAUGUCUCAUCAUGUUAAUUAGAAUGGCUUCGGAAGGCAUGAAAAACAUGAAACCAGAGGACUUGAAGGUUGAAGAAUACCCACCCAACGGAGAUGACUGAGAUUGGUGAGAAGAUGGCUAAUGCAUCACCUGAAGAAAUAGCAGCAAUGCGUGCCCGUAUGGAUGCACAGGUUUCUUAUGAAUUAAGUGGAGCUCAGUUGCUGAAAAAGCAGGGAAAUGAACUUCACAGCCAGGGAAGAUUUAAGGAUGCCCUUCAAAAGUAUUCGGCAAAGAAAAAUCUGUCAGGCAUUCCUGCUGUGAAAGGCAUAAGUCUUCUAUUGGCUUGUUCCCUGAAUAUUAUGUCAUGUUACUUAAAAACUGGGCAGUACGAUGAGUGCAUAAACCCAGUACGAUGAGUGCAUAAAAGAAGGUAC